Molecule: messenger RNA, 1043 nt
Organism: Bombus terrestris (buff-tailed bumblebee)
Lineage: Eukaryota; Metazoa; Arthropoda; Insecta; Hymenoptera; Apidae
Product: proteasome assembly chaperone 2
Exons: 3
Coding region: 238-975 (245 amino acids)
Biological process (GO): proteasome assembly
Cellular component (GO): cytosol; nucleus
Source: RefSeq, a predicted model, not a curated record
UUAUAUAGUUUCACUAUUUUUAUGUAAUGUAAAGUGUGUUAUUAUUUGAAAUUACAUUGCAUUAUAAAUAUAGAAAAUGUUUAUUCAAUAAAUAAAUAUAUAAAUAUAAAUGAUUAUAAAGAGAGGAUUUUACAACAACACGAUACAAGUAAUAAUAACUUAACAAUCACUUUACCAUGACGUGCAAAUUUUGAAUUUUCAAAUUGAAUCUUGAGUAUCCACAUACAUUUAGUAAAAAUGAUAAAAAUACCGGAUGAAAUUAACCUCGAGAAUUACACACUGAUACUUCCGUCAGUGGCUGUUGGAAACGUUGGACAAUUAUGUAUUGAUUUAUUAAUAUCUAGCUUGGAUAUGUACAAAAUUGGAAGUUUAUGGAAUUCUAUGUUUCUUCCAAUAUGUGGACUUGAUCCUUAUAAUAAAAAUUCUACUUCUCUUUGUACUACUGCUGACUUUUACCUUGGAAGAUGCCAUAAUAUAAUUCUUUUACAAUUACGUUCACCUUAUGUUGGCAGUUCAAAUGACUUCUUUAAUGAACUAGCACAAUUUAUUCAACGAAAGAAAAUUAGUAAGAUAAUAAUCCUAACCAGCAGUUAUGAUUAUGAGUGUGCAAAUAGGUCAGAGUAUAAAAUAAGAUACCUUACCUCGGAUGAUUCUUUAUUGAAUAAUGAAAAACUUCUUAAGAGCUUACAUUGGAUAAAGCAUAUGAAAAGUAUUACAAUACAAUCUACAAGACAAUAUUACAUUCCUGGUGGUGGAUUUGCAAAUGGUCUAUAUGAAUAUUUUAAAGAAAAGGAGAUUCCUUGUACAGUACUGUUUUGUUAUUGUUCAGAAGGAGACAAUGUUUCCGAUGCAUUGAUGCUUUUUAAAGGAUUGAAUGAAUGGUUGAAUUUAGUAAAUGACGAUACUAAUGAUAUUAAACAUCCACCCUCUUGGGAAUUCUUUUUUGGAAAUCCACCUUCUUCUAAUAUGUAUUGAAUUUUAUACCUAUCUGUACUUCAUUAAGUCUGUUUCAACUUUCAGAAAAUAAAUUAUAAAUAUAAAAA